Messenger RNA from Mycetomoellerius zeteki, 1368 nucleotides. RefSeq lists its product as uncharacterized. The coding region runs from base 250 to 927 and encodes 225 amino acids. Lineage: Eukaryota; Metazoa; Arthropoda; Insecta; Hymenoptera; Formicidae. The transcript is spliced from 7 exons. The record is from RefSeq and is a predicted model, not a curated record.
UAUAUCAUGGUACGGAUAACAGCUGAUUCCACCAUGAGCUGAUCCAAACCGUCUAAAUACUCCAAACGCUUGUAUUCUUUUUACGUUAAUGGUGCGGGAACGAUAUCCGAGAUACCAACAUCAACACCGGGCAGCACCUGGUGGAAGGACGCCGUCGUUCCCGUUUUUACGUGACACGUGGAGUUAAACGCUGGUAUCCGAAAACCCAUAUCAAUUAGAUGACGGCACGACGCCGUGGGCUGGCAGGUCAUGGGAGCCUGUCUCGGCCGCUGUUUAACGAAAGUCACAGAUUCCGUGCCGUACAGGUUCUAUCGACGGCAUACCAGAAUGUCGUUCCAAGAAGAAGAACAAGCUGAGUUCAGUUUGGAUGUCGAAGGACACGAAGACCAAACUAAAGGAUCAAAUAGUCUCUUAUCGUUCCUCUCUUUAAAAAGAUUCAAGAAAAAACAUGGAGUUCCAGUAACUUUGGAAUUAUUAGAAGAUGGAAGAUGGUCACGAGGUGGUAAUAAGUAUGCCAGAUUGAGUUCUAGAAACGAUGUUUCUACAAGUUCUGGUCUAAAUAUGUCCCUUCAAGUUCUUGAUGCAAGAACGUUAAUAAAACAACAGGCUUAUAUGUCGUCCACUCCGGGAUCAUCACUGGAUCUUGAAUGGGAACACGAAGGGAUGCCAUUACCAAUUGUGGAUGACGAACAAGGAGACACAGAGUAUUCUCUUACACAGACGUCAGCUAAUAAUAGUCGAGCCUCCAGUUUGACCGCAUCUCCUUGGUCUAGAGUCUCGAGUCCAAAUAGUUUAGAAUGGGAUCCAGUGGAACAGAAUAUGGUAUGUGUUGAUAUGGAGACUGAACAACUUUUAACUGAGAUAGAGAGAUUAACAGAUAGAGCUCUAAAAGAGACGGGUGAAUGGACUAAUGCUAAUACUAGCUGAUAAACGAAUUAAUUAAUGAAAUAUUGUUUGUAUUUUUGUAUUAUAAAGUCAUGGUAGAGCUAAAAUAGACGCUCUAACUAAAAGAUCACAUUAUUUCGGUAUUACUAUUCUUGAAACAAUAUAACUGCGUUUAUAUCGUUUCAAAAAUGUGUAUUGUACAACUUACAAUUAAGAUAUGUUGGAUAUAGAGAUAUGACGCAGAUAUCUACGUUGUGUAGAGUAUCUUGUAUAAUAAUCUCUAGCACAGAAAGGAAUUAUGUCAAGCUACUAAAUCAAGAAAAAUCAUUUGCAGUAUAUGCAUAUGUACACAACAAUUGUAUAUGUAAAUAAAAAAUAUUUUUUGUUUUCAAUUUUUAAAUAAGGCUAUCUGCUUGCUUAAAUAGGAAAUUGAACUUUAUCAUAAACUUUAGCAACAUAAAUACAAAGCUUUAGUUUCGCUUU